CAAGAAGUCAAUCACAAGGAUGAAUCCAUCAGCCUCUAUGACUGGCCCACUAACCCAACUCCAUGCCUCCAAUCUCGCCUUUAACUGUGAGUGAGAUGAUGCUGCAUCUCUCCAUCUCUAUAUAUGUAUGGUGGCAGUGCCUUGGAUUAGAGACCGAACCAGUUCGGAGAAAGAUCAUCUGCUGGAGUCGAUUGAGUUAGAAUCGAACAAGAAGAUGACCGUGGAUGAGUCUUUCAAGAAGCCUGGAUCGGUUCCCUUCAAGUGGGAGAUCCGUCCCGGCGUGCCGAAGAUCCGAACCGAAGUUCAUCCUCAUGUUCACCAUAAUAAGCAUCAACAACAACGAGGGCAAGAAGCUGUUGGCAAAGAAUCCCUAUCUCCACCAGGGAAGCUCAAGCCUCCCCCUUCUGGGUUCCAAUUCUUCCCUCAAGAAGAGACCCGGAACCGCUCCUUCCGGUCUGCUUCACGGGCCCGCUCAGAGCGGUGGCGUGUUGAUCUCCCUGUGCUUGCCCGGUCCUCCUGCGUAUCCUCCGGGUGCUUCCCUGCAAGCCCGAUAUUGAGGCGUAAGGAGAGCAGCAGGACGGCCCACAGGCCAAGGCCCAUGCCCGAGCCCGAGUAUCUGUCGGACCUCGACACGCCUGCCAGGCUAUCAGCCUCAAGCAGAAAAUCUGUGUCACCCUUCCACGACUCAACUUCUUCAUCGUCAUACUUCUCAUUAUCAUCACCGAGACUCUCGAUCUCAUCAUACGGGUUUUACCGAUCGUCGCCUCAGCCUGCUGGGGAUCCCGAUUGGGCUGGCUUCGGGCUAUUUUGAAGAGGGGGAACUUGUCUUGUUUCCCUGAUUUUUUUGCAAGACUAGAUCGGAUCAUUUCGUCGCUGCUGCUAAAUGAUCCUAUAAUAUAAUAUAAGAUAAAGAGCUCUAGAGCAAACCUUUAGAUUUUGAUUAGUCGAGUUUAGCUUCAAGCCUUCUCGCUUUUAAACCGAAGUUUUUGGUCGUGGAAAUUAUUGUGGCUUAAAAGACCGAAGAAGAGCUAUGCCUUUCCUUUGUUAGUCAAUAGCUAUGAACACUCUUUGUAUGGCCAUGGUGUACGUGUACAUAUACGUAUACAUAUACAUAUACAUAUACAUAUAUAUAUAUAUAUAUAUAUUUCCCGUAGUCGAUAUCAA
Messenger RNA from Punica granatum (pomegranate), 1164 nucleotides. The record is from RefSeq and is a predicted model, not a curated record. NCBI's taxonomy places the organism in Eukaryota, Viridiplantae, Streptophyta, Magnoliopsida, Myrtales, Lythraceae.